AUGGAUGAAGUUUUAUCGUAGAUAUCAAAUUAAGUUUACGAAUUCGAUACUCUGGGAUUAGUCCAACAGUACAUAUUUGAAUUGUCGGAGCAUUUCAAGGAGAAUCACAACGCCUAAGUAGACAUUUAGCAAUUCGUCAUCUUUUUCAUCAACAAGACUGAUGAACAAGGAAUCGAGGGAUUGAUACUGAUCUCCAAACUCAUAGAACUCUAUCAAGACAUACUGUCUUAACAAAACGAAAAAAUACUCAAAUUAAAACAUAUAACCGAUUAUUUGAUAAGUAGUCAAGAAAUUUGUAGUGAAUAUUUUAAUGCUAAAUUCCUACCUUCACAAAAUAAUAAAUUUCAACUUACUCGCCGCGUUUUAACUGACAUCGAAAUUUAACCUCCUGAAAUCUUAGGCCUCAAUCCUAGCAUGCUUAGAAGAUUGCAAACUCAACUCAAAAUUGAAAAUAUCCACAUGAACAAUCAAAUCAUUUAUGGAAUCAAAGGAGACAACGACAUGUUCUUGAUUCUUUAAUUUUGCGAGAGUGUUUGCAUGUUGCACGAAUUCCAAUUUAAGAAAAUGCUGCAACCUAGGAAUAUGAUAGACGGCAAUUUUGUGGUCUAUGGUUAUUAUUCCACAAGACAAUAACGAUUAGGAGUAGUAUUACGAAAUAACACUCUGAUCUUCUGGGAGAAAAGAGACAACUAUUAGUACGACUAUUAAAUCGAAACCUAAUUAGAACUACAACUUAUUUCAUAUUUGGAAAUCCAAGAUUAAUGGAUAACCUCAGCAAAUACUAGUUUAUAAAUAUGGAAUCUGGAAUAAGGAAAGUAUUAAAAUGUGCAAAAUCAAGUGUUUUCUGGAGGGAUCAUCCAAUUAUUAGAAGUCAUGCAUUUACAAAUGCUAUUAGUAGCCUCAAAUCCCAAUAUCAUUAGUUGUUGGGACAUGUUCGAAUAAAAGUUUUUAUUUAAAUUUUAAGUAUCGCAUUAAAUACUCUAUCAAAUUGUUUGUAGCAGGCAGUUCUAAUUGAUCUUUACCAUAGGAUUCAACAAUUACAUCUCCUGUUACGAAUUGCAUGCCUAAUACAAUGACUAUAAUUUGAAAUGCUAAUUGGUAGGUCAUUCUUCUACUGUUUAGUGCAUUGAACACAUAGAAUAAACUGCAUUGCUGAUCUCUAUAGACAAUAAAAAUGUGGUUAUCUUGUGGGAUAUACGAUCACAACAAUAGACUCAAACAAUAAAUUUAUAAACUAGAAUUCUUACUAAGUAAUUGAUGUUUUAUUGCAAUAAAUUAUGUUUGGUUGCUAAUAUGUUGUAGACAUUGAACUUUGAAAAACAAUUGCAUCUGAAUAAAUAAAUCAGAUUAUUGCAAGUGAUCUACGAUUAGUGGAACAAAAGAAAUAUCAUAAUAACAAAGGCAGAUAUUCGUAUUUAAGAUAUCAUUAAUGGAAAUAUUUAGUACAUUUUGAGUGACUUCUAAAAUGAGAUCUCAGCAUCUUGUCUCAUUGAGCAUGGAUACUCGAUUAUAAUUGGUACUGUAGAAGGUGAUUUGUAUAAGGUUUCACUUAAACAUGGUCAAAUCUUGGAAAAAUGGGAAUCCUUUUAUUAAGAUGAGAUCCUAUCCAUUUAAUAUGAUGAAGCCUACAAAAUCUUACAUGUAGUUUCUAUUUAAGGUAUUUUGAAAUGUUUACCACUUACUCAAUUGAAUGUUUGCAAGGAUAACAUUUACAAGGACAAAUGGGCAAUACGUCAAUUAUCAGUGAAUAUCCUCAUUAGUAUGUGUCAACUCUCAAUUGCACAAGGCUUAUUAGCUGUAAGUUACGAAGAUUUCAUAUAAAUUUGGAAUCUGGAGUAUUAUUGUGUGUCAAUUCAAAUAUAAUUAGAAGACAAUGCUACAGUUACCUCAAUGAUCUUUUGUGAUUCUCUGCCUCUCUUAAUAAUAGGCACUAAUUAAGCUGAUAUCUUUAUAUUUUAAUUAGUUUAGAAGAACGAUAAAUUGUAAUGCACUUUGGAAGGACAUUUCAAUAUUGUGAAGGCUGUUUUAAUCUAAAAACUAAAGAGUGUCUAUCCAGAUCGUAUAAGUAUCAUGAGCAAUUUGUUUUCGAAAACAUCAUUGGAGUUAAUUGAAUUAUAUGAUGAAGGGGAUGAACAAAUCGAAGUUAAACGCCUUUUCAAUAAUAAAUAUAAAUUAAUGACUCAUGGAUCUUUUGCAUCACGCUUACUAGUCUAAUUUCAUCAAGAAGAACUUAAAUUAUACAUUGCAACAAACAGAGGAUCAGCCUUAGUGUUUAAUCUUACAUAAUUACUUGAAAAGAAAGUAAGAAUUCUUCUUAAUAGUUUAGAAUGUAGCCAAGAAACUUGAUCAGAUUAAUCAAAGGCCUAAUUAUAACCCUUAUAGAGUAGUCUAUAAUAAAUUGCAAGGAAAUUUUAUCGAUAAUUAUCAAAUUGUGCAGAAUCGUUUGAUUAAAGAUCAAUUCAAAAAGAGAGAAUCUAAAUUUGAGUAGAGCAGCAAAAUCAAGCAAAAGUUCAGGAAUUCCUUAAUCAGAUUCAGUAUACUAAAGGGAUUGAAAGACAAUCCUGAAUUAGACAUCACUCAUACCUUUAAGGAUUCUAUAUUUUCAUUUGAUGAGCAACUUGAAACUGCAGAUUAAAUCCAUAAUGACAUGAUCAUUUAAUUAAACUUCCUUUACAUAGAUCCAUAUGAAAUACUGUUUCGUAAAAAGACCUAACUCCUCAUAUCUGGAUGCAUAGACGAUACUGUUAAAGUAUUUACAACAGACUUUAUUCAAAUUUGUGAAUUUUCAAUUCAUAACCCCCUCCCUUUUUAAUGGUAGUCUUUGUUAAACGAGAAAAACAAAGUAAAAGCCACCAUAUUGUUCUCCUUUGAAUUGCUUUAGUAGAUUUUACCACAAUUAAGUUAAGAAAAGAGAAAGGCCUACGAAAUCGAAAACAUGUUAAAAUAGAAUUCUAUUAAACAUAUUAACAAGAACUAUAAAUUAUCUAAUAUUUUAUAAAAGAAAGAGCCGAUUGGCAAUUAAUAGAAACUGAAGGAUUCUUUCUUAAAUAAACGGAAAAUAAGUUUAUGCAACAAUAUGAAAAUGCCUUAACUAUCUCCUAAAUUACCUCCAUCAUUACGUUACUAUGAUGAAAAAAUCAAAUAGAGUAAGUAUCAACAAGAAAUUCAUGAGCAAGAUUUGUUGAAUCAACAAAAUCAAUAAAAAAGAUAGUAAGGAAUUCAAAUUGAAUAGUAGAGACAAUAAAAAAAAGAGAUCUUAGAUUAUCUAACUCCUGAGACAAAUAUGAAUCCGAAAAUGUUUGAGGAUUUUUCGAUUUAAGCUCUGAGUGCUCGAUUAAAGACGGAAUCAAGGACUCAUUAGAGUAAAAUAACUAAAACUACUAAUGAUACAAAACGAACUUUUACUCGAUAGAGUUUAGAUUUUUUUGAUUAUGCUGAGAAGAAAGAAAUGCUAACCACUAGAAGUAAGAUAUCUUAGUCUCGAUUUUAAACAAGAAGAUAACAUCAUGACUUUCACAAGAUUUUGA
Messenger RNA from Paramecium octaurelia, 3527 nucleotides. The record is from the annotation of a GenBank genome assembly. NCBI's taxonomy places the organism in Eukaryota, Ciliophora, Oligohymenophorea, Peniculida, Parameciidae.